Messenger RNA from Vigna unguiculata (cowpea), 1763 nucleotides. RefSeq lists its product as uncharacterized. Gene Ontology annotation, cellular component: ribosome. The record is from RefSeq and is a predicted model, not a curated record. Gene Ontology annotation, biological process: translation. Lineage: Eukaryota; Viridiplantae; Streptophyta; Magnoliopsida; Fabales; Fabaceae. Gene Ontology annotation, molecular function: structural constituent of ribosome.
UUUAAAAUUAAAAUCAGUGACUCACUCGUUCACUCACUCACUCGAGCUAAAACCCUAACGAACCCUAUCUGGUGCGAUCUUCCGCCAUGGCCCUUCUCCGUCUGAAUCGUCGAAGCACAACCAGCUCUCGCAUCCUCUGUUUCUCUACUUCGAAUUCCGAUUCUAACUCCAACUCCAACUCCAACUCUCCCUUCACUCCCCUUUUCAGAGACAUCAAGGACAGUCUCAAGCAACCCUCUUCCUCUUUCUCAAACCCUCGCUCCCAACAACCCUCCACAGACAAGAUCCUAAAAAAUCUCAGCGAGUUCCGCGCCAAGACCUCUCCACCUCCGCCCGGCGACCCGUCGCAGCAGCAGAACCAAUUCUCGUUCCAGGAAAUCUACCAGCGCCGCAACAUGCAGGGGAGUCCCUCCAGAUCGGGACAAUCGCCCCUCCUCAACAUGGAUUCCAUUCGCGAGAGCUUGCGGAAGGUUAGUGGUGCCCAAACCUCGCAGCGGCAGGGUAAUCUUGGGGUGAUCGGCGGCACGAGCGCCUUGCCGCAGGCCAUUUUCGGGAAAGAGAUGAGGAAAGAGGGUACGGAGUCGACGGCGAUGUUUUCGGCGGGGUUCUUGAAGACUUACAGCGUGGAGGAUUUGGGGAGGAAAUUGAGGACGCUGAGGCCGGAGGGAAAGGAAAAGGAUUGGUUUUCAGUGAGGGAGUUGAGUGAGAGGUUGACGAGGUUGAGGAAGAUGGAGGAGGAGCAAGCCCGUUCCAAUCCCCGUGAUGCUGCUCUUAACGUAAUAAGAGGAUGUCUCGUUGAGAUGAAUGAUGAGCGUACUCUUGCCGCGAAGAAAGCUUCAAUGCAGGGAUUUAGCAUAUUGGGCCAUUUGAGUGGGACUUCAACCUACUCUCUGGAACCUCCUAAACCCGAUCUUGUUGAAAAGUACUUUCAUCCGGAUAACAUGUCCUCUGCUGAGAAGAUGAAAAUUGAGCUUACCAAGGUUAGGGAUGAGUUUAAAAUGUCGGAGUCGGACUGCGGUUCUGCGCGUGUUCAAAUUGCACAACUCACAACUAAGAUUAAGCAUCUAUCAGCAGUUCUACACAAGAAGGAUGUUCAUUCUCGUAAAGGUUUGGUAGCAAUGGUUCAGAGGAGAAAAAGAUUACUGAAAUACCUCAGAAGAACUGAUUGGGAUUCCUAUUGCUUUGUUAUCUCCAAGCUGGGUCUACGUGAUAAUCCUGAACAUAGCUAUAGAUCUCGAACUAGUAUGGCAACUUAGGGUUGCAGAUCUGGUGGUCAGAUAAGAUGAAAGAAACCCCAACAUGAACAGAUUGGAAAGAAAACCAGCCGCAUGAUGAAAAGUUGGCUGGGUUGUGCAUUUUUAUUGGGGUCAGUUAAGUGUAAACCAAACUGGUCAAGUGGCUCAAUCACUGGUUUUCAGGUCUGGGUUUUACCACUGCAAUCCUCACAUCAAUUACUUAGUGACGCAAUUUGUUAUUCCAUUUUUUUAUGCAUGAGGAGAUUAAUACUGAUCAACCCUUCAAUUAUUUUAUACCAGCCUUGGGUGGAUUUUUGUUCUGUACAAUAGUGGCAAUAAGUUUUAGAACUAUAAUUUUGUGCACAUUACUCAAAGUCACGUACCAGAACCUAGAACCUAUGGGUGAAUUUAAGCUAAAGUAUUAUUUUGACCACUCACAACUUGUCUCUUAUUUACUUGCAAUUCCAUAUUUUCUGAGAUGUAACCCGUUUAGGGCCUUUACUAUCCCGAUCUCAUCCGUUUUGGAUU